Bombus terrestris (buff-tailed bumblebee) is the source of this 5906-nucleotide messenger RNA. RefSeq lists its product as uncharacterized. NCBI's taxonomy places the organism in Eukaryota, Metazoa, Arthropoda, Insecta, Hymenoptera, Apidae. The record is from RefSeq and is a predicted model, not a curated record. Bases 2612 to 5308 code for a protein of 898 amino acids. The transcript has 9 exons.
GUUAGUUUGGAAGAUAUUUUGAUCUCAAUAUCGCAAAAUGAUACUAAAUAGUAAGUACACUUGCCUGUAACUUUCCUGAAAUUACAGUGGGCAUAUUUCUUACAAUGUGAUAGUAGAUAGAUGAGAGAACGUCAGUUAAUAUCGUUACAAAUGUUAUUUUGUUAAAUGUUCAGAGGCACCUUGAUUUUCAAUGUGCAAGACGUCGCUAUUACGAUCACUUUGCGAUACUUAUUGAGAUUAAAACAUCUUCUAAACCAAUGAUUUUUCGGCAUAAAUAGGUCAACACUUUUUUGUAGGAAAUGCCAAGACGGAUCGAUCAUCGUAUUUAAAACUGUAUGACUCCGUUUAGAGAAACGUACGUCAAUUUCGUAUGACCUCUACCCGGCCAUCUACGGAAAAGCUAAUUACACCAAAUUACGUCCUCCUCGAAGCCAUUCGUUUCUUGUAUGAACCAUCUUUUUUUCACGGCGAAUAAUUUACCGGUAAUUUGCAUGUUCUGUUUAUAAACGGACAUCCUGUAUAUUUAUUUCUGAAACGGGUUUCACGCAUUAAAUGCUAUUUAAAUGCAAGAAAACUGACAGAGUUUCGUGUAGGAAAUUUUUUCCGAUUCUUAACUCUUUGGCGGUGAAAGGUGAAAGAAAACAGCGAGGCUACGGUGCUAUAAAUUUCACGUCAUCAAUGUCGUUAUACGUGAUACAAUUAUUAAUCCUCGGUUAACGAAACAACGUGAACCAUCUGCGCCCCAAAGGAGAUUUCGCUCGCGAAUUUUCACGGAACGAAUUUCUACUUUUUCUGAAAAAUUCCUUCGAAACGUUUGUUACAAGGAUCGAUCGUAUAACACAAUAGGAAUUUCAGCAAGUGUUGCAAAAUUUUGUGGACCUUUUGAAAGUUUACAGCAGGUAAAGAACCUGGCGUAGAGAAGCCAGCUUCUCUGCGAUUAUUCACUUCCCAGAAACAAUUGAAAGUAUGUACUUUUUGUAUCUGGUACUAGGAGUGCACAAAGCUUUGACGAUAAGGAAAUAAUUAUUUUCUAAAUUGUUUAUCGUCGAUUAGUCGUUUUGUUAUACACCAUCAAAUGGUUCACGGAGAACGUGAUUGUGAAAUACAGGUUUCUUAAGAAGUUUCUUUCUUGGAAGAAACGUUGUUCGAUAUUUUGAGAUUCGAAUUAUGGGAAAGGUGCUUCGUAAGGAAUAUUGGAAGAAAUAUAAAUCUAAUCAGAGUGUUUUUAUCGUUAAAUUGUGUAUUAUGCUAAAAAUAGUCCAUGAUUAAUUAAAAGAAAAUUUUUGUAAUUUAAUUACAAAAGGCUGUACACAUAGAAACAUGAAAUGUGCGUUCUAGUUACAUGAACAUUUGUUCAUGUUCGUGUUAUGAAAAAUCAGCAAAUGUUUACGCGAUGUAUAUGUAAAACCCAGACAAUUCUUAUUACUCGUAUUGCACACAAUAUUGAACAUACUAUUUAUAUACUUGAGCGAUUGCAACAACAGAGUUCAAGCACGUACAGUCACAUACUUACAAUUAGAUUAAAUCUUAACCGCAAGUCGUAAAGUCGCGAGUCGUAAAUGAUAUCGAACAAUCGUACUUGAAUCAAAUUUGAAUUAUAUCGCUUGAUCGUAAGAUAUUAAAUCGUAUUUUUAAUGGAUAAAAACUUAAUUAAAAUAGCCACCUAUUUGGUAUUUUUUUAUUUAAGAAAUACGUCGAUAUAUUUAUUAUCGUUAGCAUUAUUCACGAGAUAAGCGUUUUAGCGGGGAAAAAGAUAGGAUGUAAAGAAAGGAUAUACAUAUACGUCGUUAUAUUUAAAACAUCACGUGCCUUCCACCUUUCAAGUAAAGUUAUACAAUUAAGUAUUUUUAAUUCAACGAAGAAGAACAAAAACGCCACAAAAAGGCGAUAAAACUUCGUUCUUCUCGAGUAUUUCAAAAAGAAUGGGUAGGACAUUUUGUCCAACGACCAACCAAAGGCAGCAAAGAUAUCAGUUAAACGCAAACCUCUCUAAACCGUCUCUAAACUUUCCCCCUCCCUCCAAAAAAUACCUAAACUCUCAAAAUCGAAUAUUUCUCUGAAACAAAAUAAAACAAAUAAUUGAAAAAGCGCAACCAUCGCUACCGUCGGGGUGUUGAGCGUCUCGCGUUACGCCACUGAUCGCGAAUCAGAGGGCAAUGCAUGUCGAGUUAGCGUACGUGAGCGAGUUCGACCACCCUAACAUUCCUCCCUAACACAGUGUGGCUGUGAUUAAAGUAUAGGUGUGGUAGUGUCGGGCGUCGUUCGAAUUAAACGGAGCAAUACAUCGUUCAACCACCCCUUCACUGGCAAGCGGGUGGAAACGACGACGUGUUAGUGACUCUGUGGGUGUAUACGAGCACCGAUUGCUGGUGGUAGGCAGGUAACACGAAGGUAAAUCGGUGAAAUGGCAGUGGUGGUGAACGAUCGUGUCAGAGGGCAAUGGAUGAAGUUAGUCAGUCGGCGUUUGCUCGCGCCGCCACCACGAUGGAAGUUCAUCCAUCGCGCUUACGUUUCGAUCUUUCGUAUGAAUCGUAAACGGGUCGAUAUAUGGUAGAAAGCUAAUGUAAAGUUAUCGUAGAAUGUAGCCACAGCGGCGAUUGCCAGCAUCGGAAUGUCAGGAUCCGAAAAACCGAUCAGAGCGAUCAGACAAUUGUCCUUGCAACCACCUGCGCGUCGUCGUCAACAAAUUAGACGACAAAGAUCCGCGGAGGAUGACAAAUCGUUGCAAAUCUGCGCGAGUCCCUUCGCACGUGGCAAGCGUGGAACGAGCGGUAAACCCGGCUCUGAGAGACCUAAGGUUCGCGUUGCCUGGAAGGAAAACCGCCAAAAGAAUGACGAAAAACUUGAGCAAGUUGAAGUGGUGGCUCGUCAAAUUCCUGGACGAUCCAAAUCGACCACAAGAAGGUCAAAGGAUUUCGACGGAAUCGACAAACCAACGAUCCUUUAUUCGAGAUUAGAACUGGCCGAGAGGCUGAGGCUUGCUUGGAAACAUCGCGAGAAGAAUAAAGCCAACAUUAACAUUUUUCUUGCCCGUGAAACUGUGGAUGAAAGAUGCGAUUCUGAAAUGUCCAAUCAUACUACGACCACUGUCCCAUCAUCUCCUGUAGGAGAAAGCAACGAGGCUAAAAUCGAAAUACCUCUUAAUGACUAUAAAAUGUUGGACGAGAAAGAAGAAAAAGAAGAGGAGAAACUUAUUAUUAAUAAAUUAACGAGACUUUUAUCAGAGAACGACGAUACGAUUACUUCAAGGAAAAGCGACAGAGAAUCGUCGCUUCUAUCUCUACAAUCCUCCAGUGAAACGAAGCAGGUUCUAGAAGAAAGCAAGGUCUCUAUAAAUAUGAAGAAUAAGGAACGAGAAAAGGAACGAUUGAACGAGGAAACAUCGAGGGACUCGAACAUCGACGAUACCAAUACGAAGAAAAAGUCGUCGGCAAGUAUCGACUGUUCGCAUUAUCGCGUUGCAAGUACAACGUUGCCGUCGAUCAAAAUCGAAAACUCGACCUUGGCAGUUACGAAAGUGUCGAAGGAGGAUUUUUCAUCGGCGAGGCAAAAGCGCGCGAGCUUUCAUAGCGGUACCAACCGAGCCUUCCUCGACCCAAUUAGAUCGUCAACGGAGUUCAGAUGGAAUUCUAUGUCGGAUAAAAACGUACCACAAAAAUCGUCGAUCGAUGAUCGUACCGCUACAGAAAAAGAUACUUCAGCUCGGGCGAUCGUACAGAGCAAAGAGAACGUUACGAACAAAAGGGGCGCGUCGGAGGAAAACCCGAUCGAGUUGCGCUGUGAUUUGGCCAGCGAGAAGAGCGUAACGCAAAGGAUUACUGCAAAUAGUAAAUUGAUUCGCGUAACUGAGAAAAACGCUCGGGUUAAAGCGACGAUCGAAAGCAGAGACGCUUCGGUAGACGAUAAAACAAUGACGAUCCAGAGAACGAACGAGGCGGAUCGAUUUAAUUUGAUUAAAAAGACUCCAUCGACUAGCACCGUAACCGAGGACAAAGAUAGUUCUACGAUCGACAAAGCUACGUUCUCGAGAAAUUCGUCGGAAGUGAGAUGCAGCUCGGUGAACGAGAGGAAUCCACCUUCGAGGAAGACGAUGGAAAACCAGAAGAUCGAUCGAAAAUCGAGAAGGACCAGUUCUGCGCCUCCGCAACGACGUUUCGAAUCAACUUCGGCGAAUAAUCGCGUUCAGGUUAACAUAGUGAUUGAUUCAUCCGGGAAGAACAAGAAUCAGAGCAAGCAAGAUGUGGAGUGUAAAGAUAACGCGAUGGAAAAAAUAGAUAUGACUUUGACGAAGAUAUCGUCAAAUCGAGCGGUGAGAUCGGCGCCAUCGAAGAGGCGAUCGAGAAGCGCGAAAAGACGCUUUUGGGGAGGAAGUAACUCGAAACACGAAGAAGAUGGAAAAUCACGGAAUAAAUCGGCUGGUCGUGUAAGGAAUUCGAUCGAUUCCAGAACGAUGGACAUCGUUACAAUGGUAUCCCUUGUUAGCUCUGCAGACAGCGAUAGCGAUACCGAGAAUUCACCCAGAGACGAUAAGUUGAUCGACGAGCUACGCAGCAAACUACCUACUACAUCAAUUAUUAAAACUUCGAUUAAUUCGGCUUUAAGUAGUACAGGAAAACCUAUCAAAUCAGUUUCCUUUCAGAAUUCCUUCGACGAGGAUGCUUUACCGAAAGAGCAACAACUGUCGUCGAGGGAGGAGAAAAAGACGACACAACCGAGGCUGGCGAUCGUUAACCAACGUGGAAACGGAACGACUUCGUCGAGCGAGGAAACGAUGUCCUGGAGAACGGACGUUACCGGCGGUUUAGCUCUGCCUAUUCUGGCAUUGAUUCACGACGUCGAGGAGCCGCUCGACGUCCCGUUGACUGAUCGUGAAAAGAGAUGCCUGGCCGUGCCUAUUGGUGAUCUACACGAUAAAAAACGGAAAUUACUAAAAACUCGUAGCACGCCAUCACGAUCUGGAAUGGAGAGACAAACAACAUCCGUAAAAAUAAAAAUGCACGAGUCGCCGAGGUUAAUCCCACAAAAAAUGGAGAUUCCCGCGCGACAAAUUAAAACAUCCAUAAAUAAUUCCACCGCGAAUUUGCAGGUAAAAUCUGCACUCGCACCACCUCCAAAGGAAACUCUUCAACAUGUGCAAUCUAUGCCUAUAGAACCACACUUUCAAACCAAUAAAGAGAAAGAAUGUUGGCAUCUUUAUAAGAAAAUGUGUGACAAAGGCGUUUGCGUUUCUUUUGAUACGGUUUUAAGGGGCAUGCUUACACCAACGGAAUAUCGAUUAAGACAGAAAAAAGUUUCACAAAAUUUGUAAUAACAUCAUCGAUGGCAAGAUUCUUUUUUUAUAAACUGUUGUAGUACUUUUGUAUGAAAUCGCCUAACUAUUUAUUAUUUUUAUCUAAAACAUGGAUCUAAGAAAAGUAGCAUUGAUACACGUUAAAACAAAACGAUCAAAAUCGUAUAGAGAUCUGACCUCGUAGUUGAUAAUAUACUGUAUUUUUAGAGUUUAGAUACGAGUCGAACAAAGUGUAAUUAAAUUACAUCUCGUAAAUUUACGAGAGAUAUUCACCUAUCUAACAAAUAAAAUGUUUGAAUUAGUUCUGUUGAAUUUUAGAUGUAUAUGCAUAUCAACUGCCUAUUUCUUAGAGUAUUUAUUGAUAUAUAUAAAUACACAACAAUGUUUCAGGAAAUAAAUUAAGGUGAAAAAAAGAAAUUUAUGAAGCGAAAUAAAGAUUAUAAAUAUAGUAAAAAGUCACGUCACUGCUAUUGAUUAUUAUAGGAAUUAAAAUACAUAAGAACUCACAAACUCAAAACAAAGUUGAUUAUUUUGUAUAAUAUUUAUAACUUGUUUCUUUGUAUGAAAAUGUAUAGCUCAAUAAAAUGUAUAGAUAAAUUAUCUUAAUCAUUUAAAA